AUGGGGGGUCAGAGGCCAAUCAUAAAUCUCAAGGCCCUGAAUGCUCACAUUCCUUACAAACACUUCAAGUUGGAAGGACUACACCUUCUAAGGGACUUGAUCCGCAAAGGGGACUACCUUUGCAAGUUGGAUCUAAAGGAUGCUUAUUUCAGCAUCCCAAUGGCACCCCACAUGAAAAAGCUACUCCGCUUCUCUUGGAAGGGUGUUCUGUAUCAGUUCCGAUGCAUGCCAUUUGGACUUGCCCCAGCUCCAAGAGCAUUCACAUUCCAGUGGCUUUGUCAUAAACUGGAAGAAAUCAGUUCUGUCACCAACCCAGUCGAUCACGUUCCUGGGGUUUCAGAUAGACACGGUGGAUCGUACUUUGAUCUUACCAGAGGAGAAGGUAGAGAACAUCGUAGCAACCUGUCGUCACAUGAUGAGAAGAAACGGGUAAGGAUUCGACAACUGGCAAGUUUGAUAGGAAAACUGUCAGCUUCAAUGAGAGCAAUCUUACCAGCUCAACUGCAUUGUCGUGACCUGCAGAUGCAUUCGAGCAGGGAGCUUUUGCGUUCCCAGAGUUACGAGUCAAUGAUUACUCUGGCUUCGGUGUGUGUGGAGGAAUUGAAGUGGUGGAUGACCAACCUCACCAAUUUCAACGGCAAGCCAAUCAUGACAGCUCAUCCAGAUGUAAUUCUCCAGACGGAUGCAACAAAAAAGGGAUGGGGAGCAAUAUGCGGCCAGAGAUCAACAGGAGGCCGCUGGUCAGAGAUAGAGCAGAGCAUGCACAUAAAUGUUCUAGAGCUGAAGGCAAUUUAUCUGGCACUCUUGACCUUUUGCAAGGGGAUCAAAGAUCAAUCCAUUAUGGUCCAAGUCGACAAUCAGACAGCCAUGGCUUAUGUGAACCGAUUUGGGGCGAAAUCAGUCAGUCUGCUGCAGGUCACAAAGCAGAUAUGGGGUUUCUGUCUCCAGAACCGUAUGUUCUCAACAGCCGUCUAUCUGCCAGGAGUAGAGAACAUUCAUGCGGACUGGGAGUCUCGCCACUUCAACGACUCGAGCGACUGGAUGCUCAAUCCAAACAUCUUUGCUCAAUGCAACCAGAUUCUGGGCCCCUUCUCAAUGGACCUUUUUGCAUCGAGAUUCACUUUCCAAAUGAAGCUGUUCUGCAGCUGGAGGCCAGACCCCCUUGCACAAUCAACAGGUGCGUUUCUAGCUAAUUGGAACCAGGGGAUUCCUUGUGCCUUUCCCCCGUUCCCACUGGUAGGCAGGUGUCUGUGGAAAAUCCGAAAGGACAAAACUCCAGUGUGGCAAGGUCAGUCCUGGUAUCCACUCCUCUUGGAGAUGGCGGUCACACAACCAAUCCUCCCCCCACAGAUGAGGGAUCUGUUAAACUCCCCACAAAACCUGCCUCAUCCACUGAUAGAAAACAACACUUUGGUGUUAGCGGCAUGGAAGGCUUCCGGCGUAGCAUCAAGACCAGAGGAAUUUCAGAGGCGACUACACAGCUGCUCUUCUGCCAAUGGCGACCUGGCACACAAGGCGCUUACAAUGCUUCCUGGAAUAGGUGGACUGGGUGGUGCAAUCAACGGGGUUUUGAUCCCUUUUCAACCUCUGCAGAGUCUAUCUUAG
Haliotis rubra (blacklip abalone) is the source of this 1605-nucleotide messenger RNA. RefSeq lists its product as uncharacterized. The transcript is spliced from 2 exons. Lineage: Eukaryota; Metazoa; Mollusca; Gastropoda; Lepetellida; Haliotidae. The record is from RefSeq and is a predicted model, not a curated record. Bases 1 to 1605 code for a protein of 534 amino acids.